Molecule: messenger RNA, 922 nt
Organism: Colletotrichum godetiae
Lineage: Eukaryota; Fungi; Ascomycota; Sordariomycetes; Glomerellales; Glomerellaceae
Product: phosphatidylethanolamine-binding protein
Exons: 3
Coding region: 218-922 (234 amino acids)
Biological process (GO): regulation of proteolysis; regulation of Ras protein signal transduction
Molecular function (GO): phospholipid binding; peptidase inhibitor activity
Source: RefSeq, a predicted model, not a curated record
CGGAAAGCAAAGCCGACGGCGGUGGCGGCAGCGGCUGAAUUCUUCAACGCGUUUUUCGCAUCAAACGUCAAAGAAGAAACGCCAACCAAACAUAGCAAACUUGCUUGGCCAUUCUGCUGCCCAAUCUCCACCGUUUCACCCAGUGUUCAUCCACUGUAUCGCAAUUCGUCUCGAGGACGCGCAACGUGCAUCAAAACCCGCUACCCGUCACCCCGCGAUGGCGGGCUCCCUUGCAAGCAAGUUCCUGGCCGCGCUGGCUGUCUGCGGCACCGUCGUUGCCGCUGCUCCGACGAGCCAAGAUCAAUUCGUCUUCAGAACUGCUGCGGAUCUGACUCGCGUUCACGAAGAGCUGGACAAAGCCAAGGUCAUCCCUACCGUCCUCGAUGACUUUGAGCCCAUCAUUGGCGUCGCGGCCGAGUGGUCCUCUUCCAAUGUCGCCGAUCUCGGGAACACCCUGAAUCCUGCCGAUCUCCAAUCUGCGCCUACCGUUGCCAUUGUCAGCGGCUCGUCAAUGACCAGCGUCAUUGCCACGACGUACGUCUUGACUCUCACCGACCCGGACGCGCCUACUCGUAGCAACCCCAUCUGGUCCGAGUUCUGCCACUGGAUUGCCGUCAGCAGCUCUCCGACCAUCUCCUCUGGCAUCGAGCCGGCGGAUCUGGACGAGGUUAUCGAGUACAAACCGCCGGGACCUCCACCCAAGACCGGCAAGCACCGUUACGUCUUCACCGCAUGGGUGCCGGCCAACGGAACCAAGGAGAAGUUGGAGCUUUCGAAGCCGGAGGAACGCAAGCAUUGGGGAGGCCAGGAGGGUCGUGGGGUUCAGAAGUGGGCCAAGGAGAAUGGCCUCGUUGCCGUCGCCGGGAGGGCUAAUUGUGAAUCAGGUGCCAACUUCAUCUACGCCCAGAAUGAAAAGCAGUGA